GACUGUCUAGUUCUGAAUAAUCAUUGAUGCUUACAGGAAAUCCUACAGAAGAGAGAAGAAGAAGUAAUAAUGAAAAUGAAAGAUAAAAACUGUUUUUGAAUAUUACAGCGGAUGUACAAUUACUUCAUCUCACUGACAUCAAGUUCUAGUAAACAUGAGGUAACACAGUUCAUUUUAUGAAAGGUAUUUCAUAUAGAGGUCCCGGCUUCAUGAUUCCAAGUCAGCAAAUAGACAAUCAUACUGUAUUUGAUGAAAAAAAUAAUUUACAGAUUUAAAGUCAUGAUCAGUAUAGAUAUAGUAUAACACAAUAUGUAGAAAUCAAACAUUUAAGUGUUUUAACCUCCAUGAACCCAACAAUGAAGCAAUUCACCCUAAGAAGGAAAUAACAUGAUGUGGUAAGAUACAAAGUUUAAGUAAUUGUUAGAGAAAUGCCCAUUAGAACAGGGAGAAAAACAAAUGGAUGGAUGAAUAAAAAGAUUUCUAUAUUAUUACUGUUGAAAGAAACAAACAACAACAAGUGUUAAGUUGCAUGAUUUGCACGAGUCCUCUGUUUCUUCAAUUUGGGUUUCAUGAAUGGAAAUUUACUGUACAUUUAGAAACUUAGAUUGCCGAUGUUGUCAUUGAUGCUCAUUGGUGCAAUUAUGUAUUGGCUAAUAAACUGUCAGUAUAUAAGAACUAGUUCAAUACAGAAACGGUGGUGCAUGGAUCAAAUACAGCAUCUACAGUAUAACAGCUAAAGAGCCAGGAAACAUGAAGACUACUGCAGUUUUUGCUCUGUGUUUCAUAUGUUUCAGUUACAGUCUAGCCAUCAACUCUGUGGAUGAUGUGUAUGAAUAUCUGUGGGAGAAGAAUAAAGACAUUGCCAAUAAAACACUCGGUGUGGACUUCCUGAGACAAAUGGAGAGUGGUACCCUGCAGGCAGAGCGAUACAUCAACUUCACCCUACAGGACAUCAACUAUAUACUCAAAGUGACCAAGAUGUUGAAGAAAAUGAGCGCAAAAGUAUCUAAGCCCGAUAAACUCAGGGACUUCAUGAUUGGAAGAUACUCAAGUUACAAAAGCUUUGCAGACUACAUGGUCAAACAGUACUUUUUCAAGGGCGAACCCUCCAUCCAGCAAACUCCAGCUAUGGAGAAGUAUCUGUCAUUUUACAAAAAAUUAAUGGCAGGAGAUCCAUUGUAUUUUGCUGUGGGUCUUCUGCCCUGCUCUAGACUCUGGCUGUGGUUGGCAAAUAAUCUCAACAUACCUCCAACCAAUGCCUACUACACCUGGAAAAUGGAGAAUGGGAGCGGUCACCCUGAGAAGCAUUACAAAGCUCUGCUGAACACUUAUCUCAACACACCUGACAAAGUGAUAAAGGCUAAUACUGUAUUUCGUGCACAGAUGCAAAAUGAGCAUGAUUUCUUUUUUACAUCUUAAAUCCUUGAUUGUUGGUAGUUUAUGUGUAGUACAGUAAAAUACACUGUAAAAAUUAUGUCGAAAUUACAGUGUUACUAGCAGCAAUUUAAGUUAUUUACUAAUAACAGUUUGUUUAAAGUUAAAUGAACAUGAAACAUUUUCAGUCUUUAUCUUCUACAGUAAGUUACUGCCAACCAGCUGCAUACAGUGUACAGUACUGUAAUGUUUCUAUGUAAUAAAAACCACACUUAAUAAAAAGUGCAA
This is a messenger RNA of Paramisgurnus dabryanus, 1662 nucleotides long. Lineage: Eukaryota; Metazoa; Chordata; Actinopteri; Cypriniformes; Cobitidae. The record is from RefSeq and is a predicted model, not a curated record.